UAGGCAAUUAAUAAGAGUAUUAUUGUGGCUACUAGAUACUUCUGAAUUGGAAAUAAAAUUAACAAUUAAAAACCAAAAAAAUUAUUUAUUUAUAAACGUCAAUUUAUUGUUAAAUGAUUUUAUUCUUUGAUUAGAUAUUAUAUUUUUAGAAAAGAAUUUGCAUGACUAAAAAAGAAAAUCAAUGAUUUAAGAGAAAUAAAUAAAUAAAUAAAGAAAAAUAAAAUGAAAAUUGAAGAGGUCAACUUGAACUCAUUAUUGACCAUUCAAAACUCUUUUACGUGUAGUGAACUGAAUACCAAACCAAACUCAAUUUUCCUUCGUAUUAUAUAAACUAAAAGCCUUAAAAAUUUUACAUGAAAUAAAACCCAAAAAAAAAAAAAAAAAAAAAAAAAGCUCUGCAAUUGCAUCACCGCUAUGGAACACCAAAACCAAACAGAGACGGUGAUUAUAAUGAACAAAGAUAUAGAAACCGAGUUAGAGGAAGCUGAGUCAAAUCAGUCGCCGAGUCUUGAUGGAGUGGAGGAGAUCCUUAAAUACAAAUUCAAGAACAGAAGCUUAUUAGAAGAAGCUUUUACAGAUUCUUCGUUUCCUGGUAAGUGCUUUUCUUACGAGCGAUUAGAGCAUGUUGGUGAUUCAGUCCUCAAUCUCCUUUUCACUAAAGAACAUUACUUCAAGUACCCGAAUUUGCCGCCCGGAGAUUUGACCCGGCUCCGUGCUGCCAAUGUUGAUACUGAAAAACUCGCACGUGUUGCUGUCAAGCACGGGUUUCAUCGGUUCUUGCGUCAUAAGAAACCUCUUCUUGAAGAACAAAUUCGAGAGUUCAGUCAAGCUAUCUUGGAGUAUCCAUUGCACUCCAAUGGACUAGUGGAUGUGCCAAAGGUCCUCGCCGACAUUGUUGAAUCAGCCAUUGGUGCUGUUUUCAUUGACAGCAAUUCUUCAGUAGAUACUGUCUGGAAGGUGUUUAAGGACUUGUUGGAACCCAUAAUUAAUCGAGAAACACUCAAAAUACAUCCGGUUACCCAGUUGUAUGAAGUAUGCCAGAAGCGAAAUUUAAAAGUAAAGUUCGUGGAUUUAUGGAGAGAAAGCAUGGCAGUUGAUGUGUUCAUAGAUGAUCAGCUUGUGGGUAGAGGAACAUACGGCCUCAAGAAAGAAAUUGCUCAUAAUAGAGCAGCAAAGGAUGCUCUGGACAACAUUGGAAGAAUACUUGGCGACAAAGAUACAACUGAUCAUGCAUCAUGCUUCCUUCAAACUGACAUUGAUGAACAAAAAGGUAAUAUAUGUUUGUAGAUGGUCACAUGUAUAUCUUAUGUACUUUGAUUAACAUGCCUAUUCGAUCGUCCUGAUUUGGUUGGAACAUGUAACAUAUUGAUGUUAUCAUUGUCCUGGAACCAUUCGAUGCUGUAUUGAUGUUUGUAAAUGAAAAAGGUUGAACAUCUUUAGAAUUGGAAAA
Ricinus communis (castor bean) is the source of this 1450-nucleotide messenger RNA. RefSeq names its product ribonuclease 3-like protein 3. NCBI's taxonomy places the organism in Eukaryota, Viridiplantae, Streptophyta, Magnoliopsida, Malpighiales, Euphorbiaceae. Bases 415 to 1287 code for a protein of 290 amino acids. The transcript has 3 exons. Gene Ontology annotation, cellular component: cytoplasm; nucleus. Gene Ontology annotation, molecular function: RNA binding; ribonuclease III activity. Gene Ontology annotation, biological process: siRNA processing. The record is from RefSeq and is a predicted model, not a curated record.